This is a messenger RNA of Sapajus apella (tufted capuchin), 984 nucleotides long. It is a transcript of the gene FMR1NB, whose product is annotated as FMR1 neighbor. The coding region runs from base 20 to 805 and encodes 261 amino acids. The transcript has 6 exons. The record is from RefSeq and is a predicted model, not a curated record. NCBI's taxonomy places the organism in Eukaryota, Metazoa, Chordata, Mammalia, Primates, Cebidae.
CAAGGCAGUACACGGAGCCAUGCCUUCAGAUCAGAGAAAAGUGAAGCGGAGGAAUAGGUCAAGGUCCCGGGUCGCGAAAGUGGCUCGCUUAAAGAAGGCAACUUCUGAGGCAGCGGCAAGCGAGUUGAAUCCCGAGAGCAGCCAUCCCGGGCAUGAGGCUGCAAUGGGUAACGGGCCUAGGCCAGGAUGGCGGGCAUCUCUGCAUGGCUUCCGGGCUCAGGCUCACCGCUCUGUGACAAACAUGUGCCUCAACAAGCGCUUCUGGCUGUUCACGCUGUCUAUCUGCAUCCUGCUGUUGGUGUACUACUACAUGUACCCCGAAUUUCCAAAUGUGCCUCAAAUUGGAUGGAGCCGGAAAAACAAUGAAGAUGCUAGUGGCCAAUCUCUGGGAAAAGAUUUCGCAUUGGAAGCUCUGCUGAAUUUUUUCUUUCCAACAACUUGCAUUGUCAGGGAAAAUCGGGUGGUAAAAGCUUGUAAUGAGCUGCAUGAGCUUAAUGAGAGUGAAUGUUUGAGACAGAAAUGCUGUUUUUCAUCAUCUGGGACUGGUAGAUUCAAAUGUUUUGCUCCAUUAAGAGAUGAGCCUAAACAGAUGAUGCGAAUGUGUGGGGUUGGUGUAGUCAGCCUCGUGAGCCUGGGAUAUCUGUCCUUUUAUUGCUGCUCUCUUUGCUGCAGGAGGAAACGGGCCAAUUAUUUGCAAGGCAAUGUCAAAAACGUUGAAAAGAGUUUGAAGAAACAAAGAAGUGGGCGAAGGAGGAAGAAGGAACAGAAAGGAGCAGGAGGAGACGAGAAAGAUGAUGAGGAGUAGCAAGAGACCAAAGAGUAUUAUUUUCCCCUCGAGACAACAUAAGCUAUCCAGAGCAGAGGGGACAGUCUCAGCCAUCCACACCUGAUGGAGCAUUUUGGAAAGUUAAAAAUUGAUUCUUAUUUUUGUCAUAUUUACUUUUAAAUAUGAAAUAAAGCUGACUUCUGUUUUUGUGCAUCAAA